UGGUGCAGCCGCCGACCCUCGAGCAGGACUACGUCUUCAUCGUCGUUCCGGACUCCUGGACCUUUCUCGACAAGGGAGUUUCCGGGCCUGGCUCACCAACGCCGCCGCCGGGUGCUGCGACAUCAGCAGUCCGUUCAUCAUCUUCUAACCAUAGGCCGUUCGAGGAGAUCAAGGCCAAAUUCACAGCGCGCAGACCUGCUGCCCCGCCGACUCCUCUUCCCGCUUCAACGCCGACUCCAGCUUCGACCCCAGGCGAAUCGAUGUCAUCUGUCAUCUCAACACCUUCUACAGAGUACCACUACCUCUCCACCUCGCCGACGCCGAAGCGACCAGCUUCACGCGUCGAUUACACACCGCCGGCAAAGAGACCGCGCCAGCCGCCGACGUCCCCGAUUACUAUCCCUUCCUCGGGAACACAUCUUUCGACCGGCAGCUCGAGCUCACAGGAAACUGUUGACGAGCCCGAACCAAGCUGUGCCGGGAAUCAGACCCCCACUGCGUCCUUCAUGAGGCCCCUGAUGCCAGCAACUCAUCUGCCUGCACCUACACCCGUCCUUGACACGAUCACGGCUGCUGUGUCGGAAUCCUCCAACCGCCCGAGCCGGAACCGCCAUCCUCCGAAGAACAAAUAUUUGGAAGAACUAUCCAAAGUUUGAUAGAAAGG
Molecule: messenger RNA, 664 nt
Organism: Fusarium verticillioides 7600
Lineage: Eukaryota; Fungi; Ascomycota; Sordariomycetes; Hypocreales; Nectriaceae
Exons: 1
Coding region: 261-656 (131 amino acids)
Source: RefSeq, a predicted model, not a curated record